AUCAACUCAAAAGUCAAAAAAGAUGGCGGCUGUUGGUGUGUAAUUGUUGUAAACAUUGUUUGAUUCCUAUUCUAAUUAAUUAUGCGAAGAAUAAUUGUUUAUCUAUUAUAACAUAGUAUGUUAGAAGUGAAAAUUGUGAUCAUAAGAUAGAACUUUUUGUAUUGUAACUAUUAAACAAAGUAUUAGCGGCAUUCUCACUAUCGGCGUUCAUAUAAAACAUCAACAUGUUAUCUGUAGGGCCAAAAAUGGACGGAGGUCCAAAUAUAAAGUAUUUUGAGGCACCAGAGACUCUCACAGCAUUCGAAGCAGUUAAAAAUUGGUUGCAGAAAAAUGGUAAAAAGUAUGUACAAAAUGAACCAAUUACAAACAAAACAUUAUCAGCCACGGCAGUACAGUUUAUGCAGUUCCAGGAGGAUUUUCUGGGAAAGAAUACACAGAAACCACCAAUGACUAGAAUUCCAAUAAAAUACUUCUUGGAUUUCAAGCCUGGAGGUGGUCUUUGCCACAUGCUAUUAGCUGCUUAUAAAUUUAAAAGCGAACAUGGAUGGCGAAAAUUUGAACUCCCUGCUGGAAAGAACCACAGUGUAUGUGAUGAAGUGAAACAGGAUUUUACCAGUUUUACUAAAGCCAUUAUUAAAGUGGAAAUAGAAAGGAACGGGAAUGUCUCGAAACUGGAGCGAGUGUAUGAAAUGUUCCAAAGUAUGGAAAAGGCUCUGAUUACUGCAAAAUUGUAUUCUCUUCCUAUCGUUUUUAUAAAACCAGAACUGGAUAAAGCAGUAGCUCAGAAAGUAAAAGAAAUUAUCCGCAAGCGCAAUGGUCAAAUUGUGGAAACUGAAGAGACCGCUACUCAUAUUAUAUAUGGGCCGGUUGAUCCACUCAAAGACGAAUAUGGAAGACCUGUCACGAAACGAGACAAAAUGGUAAUGAUGCACUGGUAUUACUUCCCGAAUUCAUUUGAUACAUGGGUAAAUUUAGAAACAGCAGGCUUGGAAAAUCUGACCGUGGAAAAUAAUCCUAGCCCGCAUUCUGGUGCUUGGCGUAUUUGUUCUACUUGGGUCUAUGAAACUGACCAGUACAAUGAAUGGAUGUCGGAGGAAGACUAUGAAGUAGACGAAAAUGGCGUAAAGAAAGUACAUCCGAGGUUAAUGUCUGUUGAAGAUCUAAUGAAUCCUUCAGAUGAACGCAGUAAGAAAAACAAAGGUAAAAGAAAACGGUCUCCUUCGCCUCCGUCUAAGAUUGGCAAACGAAAAAGUGGUAGAAGCCCUGCUGUGGGCAAGAAAACUAGACCAGAGGAUCCUGAAUCUGAAGACUUAACAAAAGACAUGGAGGAACCAACUCCAGAACCAAACAUUGUGGAAGUUACGCCUUCUCCAACACCAUCAACCAAUCCACCUACAAAGAAAGACCACGAACUUCAACCCUUAAAAGGAGGUUCAAUUACAGAUAUAGAAGAGAAUGAGGAGAGAAAUAAUGAGGAUUCCCAAACUGGCAAGAACAGUGACACCAACACACAAGACGAUGGACAAGAAGAUAAUGUCACAGAGCAAACGCAUCACAUUAUUAUUCCAUCGUAUUCUGCGUGGUUCGACUAUAACUCUAUUCAUGAAGUUGAAAAGCGUGCGAUGCCGGAAUUUUUUAACGGUAGAAACAAAUCGAAAACUCCUGAGAUAUACUUAGCAUACAGAAAUUUCAUGAUCGAUACCUACCGGCUUAACCCAACUGAAUACAUAACUAGUACAGCAUGUAGACGCAACCUUGCAGGAGAUGUUUGUGCCAUAAUGCGGGUUCAUGCGUUUUUGGAGCAAUGGGGUUUGAUCAACUACCAAGUAGAUACCGAAUCCAGACCGACGGCCAUGGGGCCUCCGCCUACUUCUCAUUUUCAUAUUCUUUCAGAUACCCCGUCUGGUCUACAGCCAGUUAACCCUCCUAAAACACCUCAACCUAGCGCAGCCAAAACUUUCCUUGAUCUCGAUAAGAGUGAGACUAAGAUUAAGCCAGAACCCGCUACGGAAAUGUCCAACUUUGGACUGAAGUUAGAUCAGUAUGUUAAGAAACCUGCUGUUUUAAGAAAUAAAAGUGCUGCUUCUCUGACAAGAGACUGGACGGAACAGGAGACGCUGCUUCUCCUAGAAGGAUUGGAAAUGUAUAAAGAUGACUGGAAUAAAGUGUGUGAACACGUUGGUUCUCGCACACAAGAUGAAUGCAUACUUCAUUUCCUUAGAUUACCAAUUGAAGAUCCGUAUUUAGAAGAUCCAGAAGCUGGAGGUGCUUUAGGACCCUUAGCCUAUCAACCAAUCCCGUUUAGUAAAGCUGGAAACCCGAUAAUGUCAACCGUCGCCUUCUUAGCGUCUAUUGUCGAUCCGCGAGUAGCAGCAGCAGCUGCUAAAUCAGCUAUGAACGAGUUUGCUAGUAUUAAAGAUGAAGUGCCAGCGUCUGUGAUGGACGCACAUCUUAAAAAUGUUGAAGCUUCUAAUGCUGAUGGUAAAUUUGACCCAGCCGCGAACUUAGCUCUCACUGGUAUAGCUGGCACCGUACCCGAUAAAGAGGAAGAAGAUAAAAUUAAGAAAGAGGAUAAGGAUGACGAGAAAUCUGGCGAAGACAAAAAGAAUGGUGAUAGUCAGGAAGACAAAGCUAGUGAUAAGUUAAAAUCGGAAGCAUCGGAUAGUGAAAAGGAAGAAAAAAUGGAUAUAUCGGACGGUAAAACAGAAAAAGUUGUAAAAGAUAGUGAAAUGCAGAGUGCAGCAGCGGCUGCAUUAGCUGCAGCUGCAGUUAAAGCGAAGCAUUUAGCUGCUGUGGAGGAAAGGAAGAUCAAAUCUCUGGUAGCGCUGUUAGUAGAAACUCAAAUGAAAAAGCUUGAAAUUAAAUUGCGGCAUUUUGAAGAACUAGAAACAACCAUGGAGAGGGAACGCGAAGGGCUUGAGUAUCAGAGACAACAACUUAUAACAGAAAGACAGCAAUUCCAUUUGGAACAAUUAAAAGCAGCAGAGUUUAGAGCUAGACAGCAAGCACAUCAAAGACUACAAGCUGAACAAGGCCAGUGGGCUGCGCAGCAAGUACCCGCUUCCCACUCAACUCCUCCUGCCGAGUCUGGACCAAGUACAACCCCCACUCCCCCAUCCCCACAAGCUUCGGCUGUAGCCUCCCCCCAAGCCCCUCACCACCACAUUUGAAAAUUAAUUAGUAUAUUUGAUAGUAUUGGAUCUUAAAUUCAGGAUAAUUGGGAAUAUGACAUUGUGAAUUGAUUUUUUACUAACGUCAUAAUGUAAUCUAUAGCCAAAUUUAAACUGAAGUCUACAGGAUGAUUUGUAUUGAUUGAUUGAUUUUCUGUUAUUUGAAACAAUAUUAUAUUUAUCUACACAAUCUACCAUUAAAAUAAUAUUCUUAAUUAACACAUCAUUACACGCACCAUGUUUGUUAGCAAUUUGCUGCCCGUUAGCAAUUUGCCGCCUUCUACUAAAGUGGAUUAAAAUUAACCAAAUAUUAAAUUGUCUAAAUUCUAUUUUCAAAAGUCUUUUAGUGUUCCGAAUUAGAAUUGAUAUUGUUCUAUUUUUUCCUUGUAUGUGACGGGAUAAAUGAUGUGACGCGUUUUGAGGCUUUUUGUAACUGCGGCAUAUUGCCGCGGGUGCGUCUAAUGACGUGUUAAUCACUCUGCAUACAGUAUGGUACAAAUGUUUGGAAUAAAUUCAUUAUUUCGAAAACCAGUAAGAAAAAUCGUGAAACGUCGAUUUUUAUUUUUAAAUUUUGAUUUUUUGACAUAUAUCAUACUAGUGACGCCAUCCAUUCGGGAAGUGAUGACGUAAUCGAUUGAUUUUUUUAAAUGAUAAUAGGGGUUGUGUGCAGGGCGCGUCCAAGAAAAAUAAUUUUCAAUUAAAUUAAUUGGCACAAAAAGAAGAAUGUAUGUAAUUUAUUUAAUUCAAAAUACUUUCUAAUACUGUCAGAAAACAGAAAAAAUGUUUGUUUCAUAAAUAAACAUUGCUUUUCGCUUAAAUUCAAUACUCAAACUGCCAAGAGGCAGAUGGGUGGCAGCUUUAACAUUGAAAUUGAGUGAAAAGCAAUGUUUAUUUAUCAAAAAUUAUUUUUGUAUAUUUGCUGACAGCAGUAGAAUGUAUUUUGAAUUAAAUAAAUUACAUACAUUCUUCUUUUUGUGUCAAUUAAUUUAAUUAAAAAAAUUUUCAUGGACACCCUGUUUAAAUAUUUAUGUUAAUUUUUAUAUUACUGAAUAGAGAAUUCAAUAACCUUUCAAUUGAGCUAGCACAAGACCUCUAUUCUCAUUUAAAAAAAAAUCAUCCAUUACGUCUUCACUCCCAGAUGGAUGACGUCACUAGUAUGAUAUAUAUGUCAAAAAAUGAUAAUUUAAAAAUAAAAAUCGACCUGUUUCAUGAUUUUUCCUUAAAGUCGCUGUUUUACGAAAUAACGAAUUUAUUCCAAACAUUGGCACCAUACUGUAUAUUCAACUAAAUUGAAUUUAUUGUAACAACCUUUUAUAAUUAAUUUUUUAUAUAAACGAAAAACCAAGGGCUUACAUGAUUUUUAUUAUGCAGUUCACGUAAUUGUUUUAUUUAAUUAUUUAAUAUUAUUUUUUAUUAAUUGUAAAAGAACAUGUCUUACAAAAAACCCUAUGGGAAGUGGCCAACUCUAAUUCACCUAUUUUUCGAUAUCUAACAUUAUUUUUAAAAGUAAUUUUUUGUUAAUAAAUUCUGUAUUGUCAUCGUUUAUUUAUUUAUUUUGCGUCAUUGUCUACUAGGACUAGAGAUGCCACAUGAUGAUACAGUAAGUCUUGUUCAUGGUAUGAGUAAUAUCCAAUUUAUUGGUGUAAUUAAUUAUUUAGAAAUUAAUUGUUUAUAAAAUUGAUUGAAUUGUUUCUUUUACUGUAUAUAGUACAGUAAUUUGUAAUUAAUUGCAAAUUGUUUUUAUUUAUUUUUAUAAUCUAUAUUGAGGAAAAAUAUCAUUUUUAUUAAUGUAUUAUGUUGCUAUGGCUAUGAAUGACUAAUAUGUUUGUAAAAGGGGCAACAAUAAUUGAUAAAGCUUCCAUGAAAUAUAUGACAGUGUAGUCAACUAUACUAAAAUCACAAUCAAGAUGCACAAAAAAUAAAAAAAUCACGACACGUCGAAUGUUAGAAGGAGCAAUCCCUAAUCAUGAUUUACUAUGUAUUUCAUUGUAAAUCCCAAAUCAUUAACAUUGUAAAUCAUAAUUCGAGAGUGCUCCUCCUAAAAUUGAAGGUUUGUUUAUUUCUAGUGCAUCUUGAUUGUGAUUUUAGUAAACAAGAUACAUUGGUUUCCAGGUCUGUACGCUGAAUAUUUUGAAUGAUUUCUUCCUGAACUUUAGUCUGCAGUCGCCAAAACAAUUUUAAAGAAUACAGAUGCAACUUUAGCAAGAAAUAAUUGCAGAUUUCCGCUUAUUCUCUGGAAAACAAUGUAUAAUUCAAAAGCACCGGUUUUGAGAGGAUACAAAUCUCUUUAUAACAUCCUAAUCCUCCUAAUAAUAUUAGAUACAGUGUAGAAAAAGAAAUAUAGCUUUUUAAGCUUUGUCUAGGUAAUUUUGCUAUUGAUCUCAGGAUAAACACGAUCAUUUUUCUCUAAUCUCGAAAAAAAUUAUUGCAAGGAAAAUGAAUUCCUGCUGAACUCUUCAGCCGAAGAAAUAUGCUUUAAGGAUUGACAACUCUACUUGUCAUAAUAAGUAAAUAAGGAUAUGGUAUUAAGUAGAUCAAGCUGAAGAGAUAAAUUGAGGAAAAACUGGCUAUAGCUAUGACUACUCAACAUACAGUUGAGUCCCUGAAUCUUUACCCGUGCGUCAUCAUUUAAAGCAUACGAAAUAAGUCGAUGAUAAGUCGGAAAUUGAAAUUUACUAAACGCAACAGUAAGUGACUUUCUGUUGCGUUUAGUAAAUUUCAAUUUCCGACUUAUCGACUUAUUUCCUAUGCUUUAAAUGAUGACGCACGAGUAAAGAUUCGCGGACUCCUGUAGAUGACUACUUUCUUGUAUAUAUCAUGGAUUUUAAUAAUUCUGAUUCCUAUUGCCCUUUUUAUUAACUUAGUAUGUUAUACUUACAAUUUUCUAAUCAUCCUAGCUUAGUUUGGUUGUAAAAGUGAAGGAAGAAUGUAACCAGUAAGGGGAAACAAUGUAGACCUUAUUAUGACCAUAUACUCAUAAAAGUAAAAAUCCUGUAAGUGAUUAGGUUCAUAUUCCUUUACCAAAACUGUUCGAUUGUAAAUCUUAUCUAGAAAUAAAAUAUUUCGUAACAAA
Diabrotica virgifera virgifera (western corn rootworm) is the source of this 6243-nucleotide messenger RNA. RefSeq names its product SWI/SNF complex subunit SMARCC2 (gene mor). The record is from RefSeq and is a predicted model, not a curated record. Gene Ontology annotation, cellular component: SWI/SNF complex. Bases 225 to 3170 code for a protein of 981 amino acids. The transcript has 6 exons. Gene Ontology annotation, biological process: positive regulation of DNA-templated transcription. Gene Ontology annotation, molecular function: DNA binding; histone binding. NCBI's taxonomy places the organism in Eukaryota, Metazoa, Arthropoda, Insecta, Coleoptera, Chrysomelidae.